Messenger RNA from Ostrea edulis (European flat oyster), 2181 nucleotides. Its product is annotated as carboxypeptidase N subunit 2-like. Gene Ontology annotation, cellular component: extracellular matrix. Gene Ontology annotation, molecular function: protein binding. The transcript has 7 exons. NCBI's taxonomy places the organism in Eukaryota, Metazoa, Mollusca, Bivalvia, Ostreida, Ostreidae. The record is from RefSeq and is a predicted model, not a curated record. The coding region runs from base 86 to 559 and encodes 157 amino acids.
AGUAGUUGGAGGGAUACUUUAGUUCAGUAACCAGGACAAAUUAUUCUAUUUAGCGUAGAGUAGCAGUACUUUUCUUCAGAUUAUAAUGAUGCAGCUGGUGGUUUUGUUGUCUGUCGUGCUCUCUGUGCUUUACAGCCGGGAGACGGACGCCUGUCCUGACGGGUGUAGCUGUGGUAACUCGUCUGAGUGUGAUGGGACUUAUGUUGAUUGUGCUUAUAAAGGACUGAGCGGAGUACCAACCAACAUCUCCACGGACACGUGUCAUCUAGAAUUGGGCGGCAAUCAAAUAACAGUAAUACCGAAUGGGAUAUUUGAUAUUAUGGUGAAUUUACAGUAUCUAUACUUGUACACCAAUCAAAUAACAGUAUUACCGACUGGGAUCUUUAAUACUCUGGUGAAUUUAAAGUAUCUAUACUUUCACGAAAAUAAAAUAACAGUAUUACCAGAUGGGAUGUUCGAUACGUUGGUAAAUUUACAGCGUCUAAUUUUGUCCUCCAAUAAAAUAACAACGUUACCGGAUGGGAUCUUUGAUACGUUGGUAAAUUUACAUGAACUGUAAGUAUCUCUAUAUACUAUUAUGUACUGUAUGAUAACUUAAUAAUAUCUACAUUUUCAGAGUAAAUUUAAGAGAACGCUUUGAUGUGAAAUAUUUAUGAAAUGUCCUUUAUCACAGUGUAAGGGACGCACUAUCUAUAUUAACCCCUCUAUAUUUCUCUUUCUUCAUCUCUCUAUCACUAUAUGAUCUCCCUAUGAGACUCCGUGAAACGGUAGUUGUCUCUUUUCUUAACAAUCAUAAUUGCUUGAUGAUUACGUCGCACAUCAUUGAUAUCAUAUUUGUUAUCAUAAACUGUUUUAAGGUAGCUUAGUUUAAGUCCGGCUUCAUAGAAAGAUUCAUUGUGAAAGCUCAUUUAAUCGAUCGUGUGCUACCACAAUGCGGAUCAACAGUAACGUUAAAAUCAGCCUAAAUUUGAGUAUAGGCCGUGUAAGUCAAUCUCGCGUGACUCGAGAUUUCGCCUAAACAGUUACUUCCGCGAACAAAUAUACAUGGCGAUGUCCUUGCGCUAUUGGGCUUCAUAUAUUGAGGGUUGUACAAAGCUAUAACGAUGGUCAGAGAACUCUGUGAAUAGAAACUAUGUUUAUCUCCCUCAUGCAUAGCUCUUAUCCUUGGACGAAUUUGGGUCCACUUGUUUGGCACGCUGUUUUUGGCUAUAUUUAGAUCUAAACCUUCAUAGUUAUUUCGGAUUUCAAACAUUUCGAUUGAGCAUCACUGAAGAGACAUUAUUUGUCGAAAUGCGCAUCUGGUGCAUCAAAAUUGGUACCGUAUAAGUUUUAAAUUUCUCUAUGAUGAGGAAAAUGGGGUGAUUACGGGAACAGUUCAGGGCAGCAUGAGGAACCUAGCAUAGAAAGUAAUGGUAAGUAAACAGUACGAUGUUUUUCCAUGCAUGCAUCGUGCAACUCUGACAACUGGUGACUAAAGAUAAUGCCGAAAUUUAUUAAAUACAUUGUAUGACGAUGUAUGUUUAAUUACAUUUAUUAAGAUAAAAUAUUUGCAAUCUAAGUAAAAUCAUAUCUUCUCCAACCGUUAGUAGGGAUAUCUGCUUUUAACUAUAUUGGGGGGUGAGGGAACUCAUCGAAAUUCGAGGGGUUAUUAAAAAUAUCCGGCCUCAACUACUAUCUUUGAGAGUAGUAGGUGUGUGUGCAGCAAACAAUAGAUAAUUCCUAAAUCUUACAACUUUAACAUUUCCUUCUUUUUAUAUAUUACAUUAGAUUGAAUUGGAUGAUGAUAUCGUUAAAUCUUCUUCCUGUGAAUGCGUCUUGACGGAUUACUCAUCAUGUCACUGCGGUUCUUCUCUUUCGAUACAGGAAUGUUAGUAAGACUGAUGUGAGAUGUAGUUGGUUGAAACGCCCAAAGUCUCAACCUAAGAAUAUUGAGACAAUUGAGGAAAUGUAUCCACCUUCUGAUCCAACUUAUAGGAUUGUGACUACAUGAAUCUGGAGUUAUAGGGGCUUCUCCUGAUGGAAUUGUCAAUCAUCAGCCAUGUUGCCCACCAGAUAUUCUGCAUUUCCAGUCAGGGGCAGCUAAGUACUUGAAACCUGACCUGACUGAAGUUAAGUUCCCAUACUGAGCUAGAGAUAUGAAGAUAGCAGAUGCAGUUGAAGUUGUCAAAGAAUUUUUCCUUA